This is a messenger RNA of Phragmites australis (common reed), 2030 nucleotides long. RefSeq names its product proline-rich receptor-like protein kinase PERK2. NCBI's taxonomy places the organism in Eukaryota, Viridiplantae, Streptophyta, Magnoliopsida, Poales, Poaceae. The record is from RefSeq and is a predicted model, not a curated record. Gene Ontology annotation, molecular function: ATP binding; protein kinase activity. The coding region runs from base 89 to 1852 and encodes 587 amino acids. Gene Ontology annotation, biological process: protein phosphorylation. The transcript has 7 exons.
UAGCCGCCCCUGCUUCUUUAUUUGCUCCUCUUAUAGCAUAGGCUACUACCGCUUGCUGUCCAGUUUCACUUCUCGAGUUCAAUUCAACAUGUCCGCCCAGUGUGACACCACACGCAUCUGCGAUACAUCACCACCAGCAAACAUCGGAUUUCCAGAGCUUGUUUCCCAGCCGACGCCGGCUCUGGCGUCGGAGCCAUCAUCUCCGACUUCUCCCGGGCCGGCGGAGCCAUCGCCUUCUCCGGUGCUAGCGCCUCCUCCUCUGGAUUCAUCGAAUCCGUCAGCUGCGCCACCUACUGCUCAGAAUUCUCCGACGCGGCCACCUUUCCAAAGCGCGCCGGAGCCGGCGCCUGCUCCUCUGGAAUCAUCGAAUCCGUCGGCCUAUGGACAGCUACCCCCGCCGGAUCCAACAGGGCCACCUGUCCAUAGGUCAGCGGUGGGCAUUGCUGCUGGCUCCGCGGCCGCGGCCGCCAGUCUGCUAGUGCUAGCACUGGGUUUGUGUCUCGUUCUUCGGAAGAGGCGCGCUGGCCGGGGCGGCCGUGCGGCAGCAGGCAGCAUACCAGUUAUCAGUUCCGGUUCAUCAGAAAAGGAUCCGUCAGUCAACGUUUACCCUCCAAAAUCUCCUGUAGCACCGCGUGGACCGCUGAAGCAGCAAUCCAUUGAACUCUCGCCACCGCUGACGUCGUCGGGCUCGUCGGCAGCUCACUUAGCUAUUUCCCGCGAAAGCUUCAAGAGUCACCACCCACGCCCACAUGGCGAACCGCGCGGGCAAGCCGUGCCUGGAGGUGAGAUCCACUUUAGAGGCGAGUUUGCGUACGGGGAGCUGGCCGCCACCACUAACGGCUUCGCCGUCUCGAACCUCAUCGGCUGCGGCGGCUUCGGCGAUGUGUACAUGGGUACGGUGGACGGCGCCGCGGUGGCGAUCAAACGGCUGCGGGUGGGAAGCCAGCAAGGGGACCGGGAGUUCCAGGCUGAGGUGCAGAUCAUCAGCCGCGUGCACCAUCGGAACCUCGUGUCACUCGUCGGGUACUGCGUCGGCGACAGCGGCCAGAGUCUGCUCGUCUACGAGUUCAUGCCCAACAUGACGUUGGAGUACCACUUGCAUGGUGGAGUACAAACAAUACUUGAUUGGCCAGCUAGAUGGAAAAUUGCUGUUGGAGCUGCAAAGGGCCUAGCCUAUCUGCAUGAAGACUGCCAUCCUAGAAUCAUCCACCGUGACAUCAAGGCAUCCAACAUCCUACUUGAUCAUGACUUUAAUCCCAAGGUUUCAGAUUUUGGUAUGGCCAAAUUCAUGCCAGGUGGACAUACUCACAUCUCAACAAGAAUCGUUGGAACCAUUGGGUACCUAGCACCAGAGUAUGCCAGUUCCGGCAGGCUUACCGAGAAAUCCGACGUGUUUUCGUACGGAGUUGUGCUGCUAGAGCUCAUUACCGGCAUGAACGCGGCCAUAUCAGUACAUUCUGACACGGAUGACACCUUAGUUGACUGGGCAAGGCCAUUGCUCACACGGGCGAUAGAGCACAGCAGCUACGAUGAGCUCGUGGAUCCACUGCUGGCGAGCUUCGACACGCACAGGAUGGCGCGGCUGGUCAGGUGCGCCGCCGCGGCCGUGCGUUCGGCCGCACGGCGCCGGCCGCGAAUGAGCCAGAUCGUCCGGUACUUAGAAGGCGACACCUCCGCGGAGGAGAUCGACGCGUGUGACGAUAAUCGGUUCUCCGGUGAGAGUGGUUCUUCUCACGGGGACACGACGGUGCAAUUUCAUCCCGUGAGAUACAACGAGAUCAGGAAGGGAAGAGAGGAGAGGUCAGCUUGCGGCACCAACGUUAGGGCAUUUACUCAUCGCUCGCAAAUUUGACAUAGGAUUCAUUACAGUUUGAGAUUCUUCAACAUUAAGUGGAUGGCAUCACAAGUGUUUUAUAGGUGAUAAAAAUGCCUUUACAAUGUGUAUGAGCCAAUUUUCACUGUUUUUGUUUUACACGAUCAAUUCGUAACUAUUUGGCUCGAUCCUAUUUAUUCCACAUUUGUUAUCGAAA